Messenger RNA from Oreochromis niloticus (Nile tilapia), 3365 nucleotides. RefSeq names its product protein NLRC3-like. Gene Ontology annotation, molecular function: protein binding. Bases 180 to 3365 code for a protein of 1061 amino acids. NCBI's taxonomy places the organism in Eukaryota, Metazoa, Chordata, Actinopteri, Cichliformes, Cichlidae. The transcript has 9 exons. The record is from RefSeq and is a predicted model, not a curated record.
GAACUCGGCUCUGUGACACUUUUUGUAAUGAACUGAUGAAAGCUGUGUCUCAGAUGGAUGUUAGUCCAACACAUCAGACACGACCUCUGCAGCUCUCAGUUGAUGUGCACAUGAAUGAUUUGUGUUUCCUCUGCAGGUGAAGGUAGAAAGUGUGUGUGAGCUGAUGUGAAUUGAGCAGCAUGGAUCAGUGUGAGGACAGAGAGGAGGGAGUCCCUCCCUCUAAAAGCACUCUGUGUGGGGAACAUGAGAGCCAGACCAAAGCUCAGAGGAACCAACCUGGACCUCCUCCAAGCUCUGUGUCCUGUAAGAGUGACGCGGCUAGAAAUCAUCUCAUUCAUUUUAAAGUCCAGCCUCCGUCUGCUGCAGAGAGGAUCUAUGCUGAAACUGAACCCGAACCCAGCUGUGUGUCCUUAAAGAGUGACAUGUCUAGAAAUCAUCUCAUUUAUUUCAAAGUCCAGCAGGCAUCUGCUGCAGAGAGACAGUGCAUCUGCUCAUACUGGGACCAGUCUGCUUCAUCAGGAGACUCCUUCUGUCCCCAGUGUGGAGAAAGAUCCAGAAGCAGAGCUGGACUGCAGACAGCCAGUCAGAGCAGCUGUGUACAAACAGAUGUUGGUCUGCAGGAGGUUUUAGAUGAACAUAAGAUCAGUCUGAGGAGGAGAUGUGAACAUGUGACUGAAGGAAGUGAUGAAACAGGAAGUAGAACCCUCCUCAACACCAUCUACACUGAGCUCUACAUCACAGAGGGACAGAGUGAAGAGGUUCAUACCCAACAUGAGGUGAGGCAGCUGGAGACAGCUUCCAAGAUGGACGCCCUCCAUGACGCUCCAAUCAGGUGCCAGGACAUCUUUAAAGCCUUACCUGACCAACAGAGACCCAUCAGAGUGGUUCUGACCAACGGCGUGGCUGGUGUUGGAAAAACCUUCUCAGUGCAGAAGUUCACUCUGGACUGGGCAGAGGGCUUGGAGAACCAACAUGUCAGUGUGGUGGUUCUGCUUUCAUUCAGGGAGCUGAACCUGAUCAGAGAUGAGCAGUACAGUCUUCUGGAGCUGCUCCAUGUUUUCCAUCCAACAUUACAGAAAGUCACAGCAGAGAAGCUGGCUGUCUCUCAGCUUUUGUUCAUCUUUGACGGCCUGGAUGAAAGCAGACUUUCAUUGGAUUUCACCAACAGGAAGCUGCUGUCUGAUGUCACACAGAAGUCAUCAGUCAGCCAGCUGCUGACAAACCUCAUCCAGGGGAAUCUGCUUCCCUCGGCUCUCGUCUGGAUAACUUCCCGACCUGCAGCAGCCAAUCAGAUCCCUCCUACAUGUGUUGACAGGCUAACAGAAGUACGAGGCUUCACUGACGCCCAGAAGGAGGAGUACUUCAGGAGGAGAUUCAGUGAUGAAGAGCUGUCCAGCAGAAUCAUCUCCCACAUGAAGACAUCCAGGAGCCUCCACAUCAUGUGUAGUAUCCCAGUCUUCUGCUGGAUCACUGCUACAGUUCUGGAGCACAUGUUGACUACAGAGCAGAGAGGAGAGCUGCCCAAGACCCUGACUGACAUGUACUCACACUUCCUGCUGGUUCAGACAAAGAGGAAGAAGAACAAGUACCAUGAGGGACAUGAGACGAGUCCACAGGAGCUGACGGAGGCUGACAGGGAAGUUCUUCUGAAGCUGGGGAGGCUGGCGUUUGAACAUCUGGAGAAAGGAAACAUCAUGUUCUACCAAGAAGACCUGGAGCAGUGUGGUCUGGAUGUGACAGAGGCCUCGGUGUACUCAGGAGUUUGUACAGAGAUCUUCAAAAGAGAGUGUGUGAUCUUCCAGAAACCAGUCUACUGCUUUGUUCAUCUGAGCAUUCAGGAGUUUCUGGCUGCAGUCUACAUGUUCCACUGUCACACCAACAGGAAGACCGAGGUGCUGGAGGAUUUUCUGGGAGAUUUUGAUUUUGAUUUUGACUAUUAUCCCCGCAUUAAAACAUCUCUGGGUGAAUGCUCUAUGGAUGGUUUCCUGGAGAGAGUCAUGCAGAAAUCCGUCCAGAGUAAAAAUGGCCACCUGGACCUGUUUGUUCGCUUCCUUCAUGGCCUCUCUCUGGAGUCCAACCAGAGACUCUUAGGAGGUCUGCUGGGUCAGACAGAGAUCACUCCAGGAACCAUCCAGAGAGUCAUCAACAACCUGAAGGAGAUGAACAGUGAUAGAAUCUCUCCUGACAGAAGCAUCAACAUCUUCCACUGUCUGAUGGAGAUGAACGACCUCUCAGUACAUCAGGAGAUCCAAGAGUUCCUGAAGUCAGAGAACAGAUCAGAGAAGGAACUCUCUGAGAUCCAGUGCUCAGCUCUGGCCUUCAUGCUGCAGAUGUCAGAGGAGGUUCUGAAUGAGUUUGACCUGCAGAAGUACAACACAUCAAAGCAGGGACGACGGAGACUGAUUCCAGCUGUGAGGAACUGCAGAAAGGCUCGACUGAAUCACUGUGACCUGACAGUGAGGAGCUGUGAAGCUCUAUCCUCAGGUCUCAGCUCUCAGACCUCUAAUCUGAGACAGUUGGACCUGAGUAACAUUAACCUGAAGGAUUCAGGUGUGAAGCUUCUGUCUGAAGGACUGAAGAGUCCACACUGUACACUGGAAACUCUCAGUCUGUCAGGCUGUCUGAUCACAGAGGAAGGCUGUACGUCUCUGGCCUCAGCUCUGAGCUCCAACCCCUCCCAUCUGAGAGAGCUGGACCUGAGCUACAAUCAUCCAGGAGACUCAGGAAUGAAGCUGCUGUCGGCUGGACUUAAGGAUCCAGUCUGGAGACUGGACACUCUCGGGGUGGAGCCUGCUGGAGUCCGAUGGUUGAGACCAGGUCUGAGGAAGUAUUCCUGUCAACUCACAAUCGACACAAACACAGUGCACACAAAUCUCCAACUGUCUGACAACAACAGGAAGGUGACACGUGUGGAGGAGGUUCAGUCAUAUCCUGAUCAUCCAGACAGAUUUGAUUAUUGGGACCAGCUGCUGUGUAGAAACGGUCUGACUGGUCACUGUUACUGGGAGGUCGAGUGGAGAGGAGACGUUUUUAUAUCAGUGAGUUACAGAAGAAUCAGAAGGAAAGGAGACAGUUAUGACUGUUUGUUUGGAUACAAUGAUCAGUCCUGGAGUCUGAGCUGUGCUGAUAGAUUUGGUUAUUCUGUCCUCCACAAUAACAGACUAACACUCAUCUCCUCCUCCUCCUCCUCCUCCUCUGUCUCUAACAGAGCAGCAGUGUAUGUGGACUGUCCUGCUGGCACUCUGUCCUUCUACAGAGUCUCCUCUGACACUCUGAUCCACCUCCACACCUUCAACACCACAUUCACUCAAACUCUUUAUCCUGGGUUUAUGUUCAGUCCUGGUUCCUCAGUGUCCCUGUGCUGA